Molecule: messenger RNA, 4860 nt
Organism: Fukomys damarensis (Damara mole-rat)
Lineage: Eukaryota; Metazoa; Chordata; Mammalia; Rodentia; Bathyergidae
Gene: Dpy19l4
Product: dpy-19 like 4
Exons: 20
Coding region: 498-2768 (756 amino acids)
Cellular component (GO): nuclear inner membrane
Molecular function (GO): mannosyltransferase activity
Source: RefSeq, a predicted model, not a curated record
GGGAGUGGCCGAGCCGAGGGCUCCCGGCGGCUCGGGCGUGCGGCGGGAGGCGUCGUUGUGGGAAAGGUGGGUGUCGGGUACCGAGAACACCGCUAACGUGAUAGCUGUUAACCGAAGGGCCGCUCGUUCCGAGUGCGCUCUUGAGAGGUUUGUGGGUGCUCACAGCGCGUGCCGUCGGGAUAAAUAGGGGCAGGGAUUCGGGAUGAACCUGGUGAGGUGAAUCGGGAGAGGAUGAAUCGCAGAAAGUGAGGAAGGCCAGGUUCGCUGGGGGUGGGAGCGGGCAGGGCGUAUGGCCAGGGCAGAGGCCAGGAGAGGCCAGAGGGCUCUCAGGGUGGAAGUGGAGGCAGCUUUCCCUGCUCUCGGGGCCGGUACCCAGAAAACGAGUUCCUCCAGCUCUGCUUCGCGGAGGUGGUGGGUCUGAGACGGAAAUGGGCAGCUGGAAGAAACUUAGCAGCUGACAGUCUGAGGAAGUAUUCUCGGCCCAGUAACUUCGUAGUAUGUACAGUACUGUACCUCCACCGGUUCUGGGAGCAGAUAGCUUGGGUCCAACUGUAGAACUAUGCCAAAGAAAAAAGCCAAAGUCUUCAGAAAAUAAGGAAUCUGCCAAAGAAGAGAAAAUCAGUGACACUCCAAUUCCUGAAAGAGCUCCAAAAUAUGUAAUAUUUCAGCGUUUUGCAAAGAUUUUCAUUGGCUGUCUUGCUGCAGUUACUAGUGGUAUGAUGUAUGCAUUCUACUUAUCCGCAUUCCAUGAACGGAAAUUCUGGUUUUCCAACAGGCAGGAACUUGAACGGGAAAUCACAUUUCAGGGUGACAGUGCUAUUUAUUACUCCUAUUAUAAAGAUAUGUUAAAGGCGCCUUCAUUUGAGAGAGGCAUCUACGAGCUGACACACAAUAACAAAACUGUAUCUCUGAAGACUAUAAAUGCAGUGCAGCAAAUGUCACUUUAUCCAGAACUUAUUGCCAGUGUUUUAUAUCAAGCAACUGGUAGCAAUGAGAUUAUUGAGCCUAUGUAUUUCUAUAUUGGCAUUGUUUUUGGAUUGCAAGGAAUAUAUGUUACUGCUUUAUUUGUUACAAGUUGGCUUAUGAGUGGAACAUGGCUAGCAGGAAUGCUUACUGUUGCAUGGUUCAUUAUUAACAGGGUAGAUACAACAAGAAUCGAAGACUCCAUUCCCUUAAGAGAAAACUGGGCACUGCCAUAUUUUGCAUGCCAAGUUGCUGCACUUACAGGCUAUUUAAAAAGCAACUUAAAUACUUAUGCAGAGAAGUUUUGCUACCUACUGAUGAGUGCUUCAACUUACACCUUUAUGAUGAUGUGGGAGUACAGCCACUAUCUGCUGUUUCUUCAGGCAGUAUCUUUGUUCCUGCUAGAUGUCUUUUCAGUGGAGCAAGGUGACAAGGUCCAUGAGGUGUAUAAAAUCUACAUAUUUUCUCUGUUCCUGGGAUAUUUACUGCAGUUUGAGAAUCCAGCUUUGUUAGUGUCUCCUUUAUUAAGUUUAGUGGCAGCCUUAAUGCUUACUAAGUGCCUUCAGCUGAAUGGGAAGAAAGGAACUUUUGUAGCUAAAAUAAUGAAAGUGAUUAAUUUUUACCUGGUGUGUACUCUGCCAGUGACACUGAAUAUUAUAAUAAAGAUGUUUGUUCCACACAAAGAAAAUGAGCACAUACUCAAAUUCCUUGAAGUAAAAUUUGGGCUAAAUAUGACUAAGAAUUUCACGAUGAAUUGGUUCCUGUGUCAGGAGUCCCUCCAGACACCAUCUCAGGAUUUUUUUUUGCGAUUGACACAGUCUUCUUUAUUACCAUUCUAUAUUCUAGUGGUAAUUAUUUGUCUUCUUUCUAUGAUGCAAGUUAUUUUUAGGAGGAUUAAUGGUAAGUCCUUGAAAGAAGCUGUUACUCUAGAAGAUGGGCGAAUUGGAGAAAGGCCAGAAAUAAUUUAUCAUAUAAUUCACACUGUUUUAUUGGGUUCUCUUGCAAUGGUUUUAGAAGGAAGUGGGUCUCACUACUGUAUGUUGCUAAGGCCUCCCUCAAAUCUGGCCUUCCUGUGUCUGCUUCUCAGCUUGAAAUACAUUUGGACUCCUUACGUGUGCAUGUUGGCAGCAUUUGGUGUGUGUUCUCCUGAACUUUGGAUGACACUUUUCAAGUGGCUUCGAUUAAGAACUGUGCACCCAAUAUUGUUGGCUCUUAUUCUGAGCAUGGCUGUGCCCACCAUAAUAGGUCUCAGUUUAUGGAAAGAGUUUUUCCCCAGAUUAAUGACAGAGUUAACAGAACUACAAGAAUUCUAUGACCCAGAUACAGUGGAACUUAUGACCUGGAUAAAAAGACAAGCUCCAAUUGCAGCUGUGUUUGCAGGGAGCCCACAGUUAAUGGGAGUGAUUAAAUUGUGCACAGGAUGGAUGGUGACAAGCUUGCCUCUCUAUAAUGAUGAUGAUCUUCUCAAGAGAAAUGAAAAUAUUUAUCAAAUCUAUUCAAAGAGAUCUGCUGAGGAUAUUUAUAAAAUUCUGACAUCCUACAAGGCUAACUACCUAAUAGUAGAAGAUGCUAUCUGCAAUGAGGUGGGAACCAUGAGAGGCUGUAGGGUUAAAGACUUAUUAGACAUUGCAAAUGGCCAUGUGGUUUGUGAAGAAGGUGACAAGUUAACCUACUCAAAAUAUGGACGAUUUUGUCAUGAGGUCAAAAUUAACUAUUCUCCAUAUGUAAAUUAUUUCACUAGAGUAUACUGGAACAGAUCCUACUUUGUAUAUAAAAUUAACACUGUGAUAUCCUUCCAGUCUUGAAAAGUAACAGAGCCUUCAUUUCAAAGACUUACUGUACCUGAAGUAAAAUGUGGUUUUCUUUUACCUACCUGGUGUCUGAGGCAGAUCAAACUGUGGACAUGUAAAAUGCUGCUGCUCCUUUUCCCUCCUGCUGUUAACUGGGCUCAGAGUUUUGUGAGAAACAGAAGAUCAAGCAUUACUGAUCUGAGUCAAAUGUCAAAUCUGUCACUGUGCAAUAUUCCAGACAGGUUUCUUCCUUACUGUCACAUGGUCUUUAAAGUUAUUUCAGUGUUUCCUCAUACAUCUGCAUUCUAUAAUACUGAUCUUGAAUUUGAAUGUGUUUGUGGUAAAUAUAUUUCUCAAACAUAAUUUCAGUAAAUACAUAGUGUGAUAUUAUAUAAUAGAAGGAAAGAUGAUUCUUCAAGCAGGUUGCUGAAAAUGUUUUAAUGAACUGAAAUUUUACAAUAAAAAACUAAAUGUUGAAAAUCUGUGACAUUUAAAUUAAAAUUGAAGUUAUAGAAGAUAUUUUAAGGAUAUAUAUAAAAGUAUAUCUACAGUUUUUCAUGAUACCACUCUUACCCGGUGCUUCUAUAAGUGAGCACUUUCUUAGUAAUACAUAGCACAGGUUAUUAAAUUUUAUUAUUUUAUGUCUCUUUAGAAGUCAUUAUCUUUUUCACUUAUGCCCAUUAAUUUGAUAAUAGUUUAAUCAUGAUAAAACAAUAACUCUUGUUACUUACAUAUAAAUAUAUAUUUUUACAUGAAUCUUUAAAAGAAUAUUGUUCAUAUUUUUAAAAAAUACAGAUGUAGGGUAUACAGUCUGUUCACAUAUUUUGUAUGAAAGUAUUAAAAAACUGUUGAUAUGUACACUACAAUGUACCAGUUUUUGAGGUAUAUGUAGAUGCUGUUAAACACACCUCUGCAUACACAUACUCUAAAAUACAGCUGAUAGGGCUGGGGAUUUAGCUCAGUGGUGCCACUGCCUGCCUCACAAGCGCAAUGUCCUAAGUUUGAUCCCCAGUACCACAAAAAAUAACUAAAAUAGAAUACAAAUUACAUCAUUUACAAAUCUGUGAUAGAAUUUUCUACACCCAGAAAAAAAUUAUAAAAAAACUUAAAACUCAGUUUCACAGUGUAAAUGCUAUGUUUCUUUAAUAUUUUUGAUCAUUUAUGAAAAGAACUCUAAAACAAUUAAUUUGACGGGUUGUUUUGGUACUGGGGAUUGAACUUGGGACCUUGCUCUUGCAGGACAGGUGUCGGCACUACUGAGCUAAUCCCCAACCCUAAUUUGGCCUUUUAAAGAGAUUCAGGUUAGAUACAGCUUUAGAUGUAUCAUUUUAAUGAGAUGAGAUGCAUAAUUAGUUUUGCCUUAUAUACCUGUUCAGUGAACAGGUUUUCAAACUUUACUUGUUAGAGUAGUGUAAAAAUUUCAUUUUUGGGGGCUGGGGAUUUAGCUCAGUGGCUCUGCUGCCUGCCUUGCAAGCAUAAGGACUGGAGUUCAAUCCCUGGUACCAAAAAAUAAUUUUUUUUUUCAUUUGUGGAACUCUAAAUUGCUCCAUUAAGAGGGAACAUCUUUCUGUUUUUAUUUUCUGUAGCAUAAACACACAUUUAUUAAAGUACAUUUAUUCUUAGAGUAACUCUAGGAUGCUUUGCUCUUUUAGAGCUUAAGAACUGUAUCAGAGUGCAUAUAUCUGAUACAUUUGUUGGUUUUAUUUCACAUAUAAUUGUUGCAACUAUGUUCUGAUAGUUGCAGGCAAUGUACUUUAGGUGAUGAUGUAUAUCUAAGUAGUGACUUCUGUUUAGCAUCAAAUUUUAUGAAAAUAUUACCAUACCUACUUAAGUAUAGAAUAAAUUAUCACAUGUAGUACUUGUGAUUAGAGCAUAUAAAAUGUGUGAUUUAAAAGUCAGUUUGCCGGCCGGGAAUUUAGCUCAGUGCUGCUGCCUGCCUUGCAAGUGUAGUGUCCCAAGUCCCCUGUACCAAAAUAAAUAAAUAAAUAAAAGUCAGCUUGCAUAUUUUGAAGAGAAAGUAGGAUAACCCACUUUCUAUGUAAUGUGAAAUAUUUAAUUAAAUUCCAAAUGGCUUGGGCCAGGGAUUUAGCUUAGUGGUUCCACCACC